This is a messenger RNA of Bombyx mandarina (wild silkworm), 999 nucleotides long. RefSeq lists its product as uncharacterized. Lineage: Eukaryota; Metazoa; Arthropoda; Insecta; Lepidoptera; Bombycidae. The record is from RefSeq and is a predicted model, not a curated record.
CCUAUCUUUAAAACUAAGAGCCGCCAUUUCAAAAUAGACUAACUUGUCACGAACCAUUUCCGAGUCUCUUCGACUGGGUCACAAGCGAGCGGUCAUUAAGAUUCAAUACAAGCUUUCACUUACUGGUAUUACCACCACUACGGGCUCAGUUUUGUAAUAAUCAACGUGAAUAACGCACGUACACACAACACUAUCGGUUGCUACGAAAUAACCCAGAUUUAAAGGAAAAUCAAAUCAAAUUAAAGAUGGAGUUUGUGAAAUGUUUCUUUGCAAUGCUCAUUUUGAUCGUUUCUCUGAUCACUGUAGAGUCUACGAUACCGCAACCAAGGGCGCCGAAUUUCCAAUAUUUUGAAAGGCCUAACUACCGCUAUCCUUAUUACGACGAAAACGGCAAAGGAAAAUUGCUGUACGGAUAUGGAGGACCAGAAUUGUACCAGUACAAAUCCUAUUCGCCCCUUGAAGGCAUACAUUAACUCUCUAGAUAUAAUAGGAUACGAAAUGUUACAAACUGGGAGUCUGUAAUUAAACUUAAUAAAGCAUAUUAUGUGCAUAGUUCGUUCCGAAUAUGUAGUUCUAAUAAGGUUCAUGCAGAAUAAAGUUUAUUAGUUUUAACUUUACAAUAGAACCACUGAAUUCAUCCACAGUAAGCUUCUAGACAUCCUUUUUGCUGCGUACCAUUCGGCUUUGGAAUGAACCAUGGUUUUUCCUGAGCGCUAUGACAUUCCUUCUUCAAGCGAGGUCAGAGAAGAGCAUAGCGUAGCGUAGACAGUGGCUUGACUUUAUCCCUGUCUUGCUGAUGUCCGUGAGCGUCACCAUCAUGAGUCGUAUGUUUGUUUAUAAGAAAAACAAAAUCGUUAAUUGUAUAUUUGACAAUUCAUUCUACAAAAUAUCCAAUUGCAAUAGACAAUAUUUUUAUUAUGUAAAUAUCUAUUAUUUUUGAUAAAUAUAUUAUUAUCAUUAAGUACGUAGUUAUUAUCAUAUAAGCAGUAAGUAAGUGGG